Messenger RNA from Misgurnus anguillicaudatus (oriental weatherfish), 901 nucleotides. NCBI's taxonomy places the organism in Eukaryota, Metazoa, Chordata, Actinopteri, Cypriniformes, Cobitidae. The record is from RefSeq and is a predicted model, not a curated record.
AUGAUUUUCAUCCCGUUUGCUUUAUUCUCUAACAAAACUUUUUCUCCAGAUUCAGUGUAUCGGUGCGUGUGUCACAAGCGCACCAGUUUGGGACCCCUGUUGUUUCACUCAAAUGUGAACGGUCGUCUGAUUACGCUGAGUGACGGUGGGCGACGGGCGACCCGAAAUGAGUCGUCGUUUCGCCACGGUCUGGUGUUCAGCGCGCGACCGGUAAAGAUCCAGGAGAAGUUGCGCCUACGGGUCGAGAGCUGUACGGGGAAUUGGCACGGCUCACUGCGGGUCGGUUUUGCAAAUGUUUUACCCGAGGAGACAACGUUACCCCCACUGGCUGUUCCAGACUUAACCGACUCCUCCUCACUGUACGCAGCAGCGCUACUUCCCGAAGACAAGUGUUACCCAGGCUCAGAGAUGGAGUUCUGGAUCGACAGUAGUGCCAGAAUUUGUACACAAAGUUCUGAUGAUACCACGUCCUCUAAGCAGACUGCUCUAAAUAUCCACGGGCCCAUCUGGGCGAUGAUUGACAUCUAUGGACAGACUACCGCAGUGGUGCUGCUUGGUUCUAAAAAGAAAGGUCUGAUAUUCACCUAUAGGUCCUGCCCUGCUCUGAAACACAACAAACACACUGAUGAUAAUAACUGUGUCUAUGGAGACAUCAAGAAAGAAACUCUGGAAAGACUGAAGAAAUUAAUGAGCAUGCAGGACCAUGAAUCUCUUAACAAAGGUAAGAUUAUCACAUAGCAAGUGAAAAUUUAUUGUCUCACUACUUAACUAAAUAAAAAGUAAGUUGGAGCAAUUUGGAGUGGAAAAAUCAGUAUUAGCACCCUUUCCUGGGUAUACAGUGUUGCAGAAUUAUGUCAAAGAUUAUGGGAGUUCUUAUACGCCCCUCCCAUGACAUAGGAUC